This is a messenger RNA of Drosophila pseudoobscura, 4099 nucleotides long. It is a transcript of the gene wnd, whose product is annotated as Mitogen-activated protein kinase kinase kinase 13 wallenda. Gene Ontology annotation, biological process: signal transduction; protein autophosphorylation. The coding region runs from base 664 to 3573 and encodes 969 amino acids. The record is from RefSeq and is a predicted model, not a curated record. Gene Ontology annotation, molecular function: MAP kinase kinase kinase activity; ATP binding. Lineage: Eukaryota; Metazoa; Arthropoda; Insecta; Diptera; Drosophilidae. Gene Ontology annotation, cellular component: cytoplasm. The transcript has 7 exons.
CCAUUUAGUUGGCAAAAAUCAAUCGUUUCUGACGGUUGUCGCAAAAAUCGUGAGCCUGCCUUAAUGUGUGCUCGUUCGCGUGCGUGAGCGUGUGUGUGCUGCUUAUCGCCAAAUCAGUUGACAGUCUAUUGUGUCGUCUCCUUUUUUUUGUGGUUGUUGUGACGCAGUAUUUUGAAAUUACGUGAAAUUAUUACAGUUUCUUAAACAAUCCACGUGCACUACAACACAUAGCCUGCGAAAGUGGCUAGCGCUCUGCUCUUGCUCUUGUAAUUAACACAGACACCCAACAACAAAAUCUUACCAACUUACCUUGACGUCAUUUCAUUUUUUUUGGCGACAAAAAAUAGCAGCAACUCGGCCAGCCUCUGUGUGUGUGUGUGUGUUGUGCGGUGGCUGCUUGUGCUUGGCACGAACGAAACGAUCAAAAGUUACUGUAACGCCGCCCCGAACGCUGCCACUGCUGUGCGUAAAAAAAAACUGCUGCCAGCGAAAAGCAAGCGUAAAAAUUUGCAUUAAUGCAGCGCCGUCGACGUCGUCGCCGUUGUGUAUGAAUGAAUGAGAUUCUUAGUGCGCGACAACUAAUUACAAAAACAAACACAAUUGGCCGUGGAAAUUGAAAUUAAGUGAGGAAGAGAGGGAAAGGGAAAGCAAAGCACAUUCACCAUGGUCUAUUAUAUAUCAUUCUUUGGCCACAACGAGCCGCCGGACAAGAUUAUUACUAACGAAAAGAGCAUGGCCUGUCUGCAGGAUGAGUUCGGACACCUAGGACUGGCGGCGACAGAUCUACCCUUUAAGUCACCCGAUCUCGACUCUCCGCCGCAUCUGCAGCAUCACUCCAACUACGGGGAGAUCACGGACAGCAGUGCAGAGAACACGUGUCAACAGCGCUGGCCCCACAACAUUGGCGGGGCGGCGGCAGCGUUCGGGCAUCCGGACAAGCCCAUAGGAUGGAUGUAUGGGCUGCUGGGUUGCAUGAAGCCUGUGCUCUCGUUCAUCGGCAAGAGCGGCGUGAUCGAGGUGAAGAGUCAGCGGAGCGAAGACUGGGAAAUACCCUUCGAGUCCAUCACGGAUCUCGAGUGGUUGGGCAGUGGGGCACAAGGCGCCGUAUUCAGUGGCAAGCUGAAGAACGAGAUUGUGGCCGUGAAGAAGGUGAAGGAGCUGAAGGAAACGGACAUCAAGCAUCUGCGGAAGCUGGACCAUGAGAACAUCAUCAAGUUCAAAGGAGUAUGCACUCAGUCGCCGGUAUUCUGCAUCAUCAUGGAGUUCUGUCCGUACGGUCCGCUGCAGAAUAUACUCAAGGAGGAGCAGGUUAUGUUGCCGUCCCGCUUGGUCUCGUGGGCCAAGCAAAUUGCCCAGGGAAUGCAGUAUCUGCAUUCCCACAAGAUCAUACACAGAGAUCUGAAGAGUCCCAACAUACUGAUUAGUACAAAUGAGGUGGUCAAGAUUAGCGACUUUGGGACGAGUCGCGAGUGGAACGAGAUUAGCACCAAGAUGAGCUUCGCGGGCACCGUGGCCUGGAUGGCUCCCGAGGUGAUACGGAAUGAGCCCUGCUCGGAGAAGGUGGACAUUUGGUCGUACGGCGUUGUGCUCUGGGAAAUGCUUACCUGCGAGAUACCCUACAAGGAUGUCGACUCCUCGGCCAUCAUCUGGGGUGUGGGCAACAAUUCGCUCAAGCUUCUCGUACCCAGCACCUGUCCGGAGGGCUUUAAGCUGCUGGUGAAGCUCUGUUGGAAGAGCAAGCCCAGGAAUCGUCCCUCAUUCCGGCAGAUUCUGUCUCACCUGGACAUUGCCGGACCGGAGUUGCUUCGCAAGACGGAAAAGCAGUACUUUGAGACGCAAAAGUCGUGGAAGGAGGAGGUGCGCUCCCACCUGAAGGAGAUCACCCAGAACGGCACCAGCAUACACAAGUACGAGCAGGAUCUGAUCAAGCGGCGCACAGCCGAGUGGCGACACGCCCAGGACAUACGCAUGGUUUACGAGGACAAGCUGCAGAAGACGAACCAGCUGUUCGUUGAGCUCAGCGAAUGCAUGACCCAGCUGCAGGAGAAGGAGAAGGAAAUUGCCGAGCGUGAACGGAAGCUGCCUGGAAACGGAUAUAAGCCCUCGCGGCGCUUUGGCAAUACAUUCAAAAAGAUGCAACACUACCGCCGACGACUGAACGGUCCGCCGGCCGCCAUCCAGCAGCAGACUUCCACCACACCAGAUCCAGAGACCACGCCGGAGUCCCCUAUAAAGUGCGUGCUGUAUGCCCAGCUGGACGGAAACUGCCAGCCAAAGUCGUAUUUGGGCAACAUCAUUCCUGGCGGUGGCGGAUGCGGAGGCAGCAGCAUGGCAAACAAGAACAAGAAGCGCGGCCAUCGACGCAAUGGCUCUGACUCGCUAGGAGCGCCACCCAAGUACAGCCCGACGCGCGAUCGUCGCUACCAGAGCGAGCCGGAGAAUCGAAAGGUACAGCUGGUGGAGCAACAUACACAGACCGACGCCAUGGAUGUCAGUGAAACGGACAUUAGUCCCAGCGCCGAUCUGCCCCGCACUCAGCCGAUUGAUGUGCCACCCCCGAACCAUCGCCAGCUGCCGCUUCAAUUGCAACGAGUCCAGAAAAUGGCCAAGGCUCAGGCGCAGGCCCAGGCCUGCAGAGUAGGCUCCGUGAAUCCCACUAGUCCGUCGAAUGGCAAUUCGUUGAGUACCAGCGAGCUGACGUACCAGGAUGCCUGCUCUAGUCCGGACCAGCUGAUGAACGACGAUGUGAUGAACAGCAACGAGCGCCUGGACAUCACCGACUGUUGCAGCGACAAUGAGAAUCUCGAUCGAUUGGGUCGCAAAGUCAUCGAGUUCAUCAACGAGAACCGCCUCUCCAUUCAGUCCAACACGAACUCGAACUCAAACACUGAGAACGGGAACGGAGGAGGAGUAGGUUCGCCGCUGGAGGAUCACAGGGAAGCUGGCAACAGUCCGUGCCUGAGUCGGUGCAGCAGCACGCAGAGCAAGCGAAGGAAGCAGCCGCUGGGAGACAAUCCCAAUGGGCCCAAUGGCCCCUCCUCGAUCGGGGGCAAUGCCAAUGGCGGGGAGGCCAAUGCUCAGGAUAGCUGGUCUGAUGAGGAGGGCGAGACCACGGACUGCAAGUACGCCUUGCGGAGACGAAGCAUUGGUCGCCUGCCCAUUGCCCGAGGCAUGCGUCCGCGGCGCAGCUACAAGGCACCGAUGUCCCAGAAGAUUGCCAUACACCACAAACGCAAUGUGGUCAUUGUCUCCGACGAGGAGGAGAAUACCUCCGAGUACAGUCACUCGCCGUCCAGCCAGCACUCGACGCUGGAGAGCAAUACGGAUAUAGCGUCGGCCAUGAAGCAAACCCAAAACACAUCCACCUCCACAAACAGCUGCAGCGAGCCCGAGGAAGGCGACGACGAUUCGAGCAGCUCCAGCGACGACGAUGAUGAGGUGGAUCUGGAUUUGGAUCAGGCCAAAGCCAAAGCCAAAGCCAAGGGUUCCACACUACCCAUGGGGGCGAUGCGCAGCAGCGACAUUAUAUCCAUACCCACAUUCGAGGCUGAUGGCGCCGUCAACAUGGUCUAACCUAGUACGAUAUGUUCUAGCCUAAGCGAGAAAACUCCUAAACAUAACCAGUUGUACACGGUCGCUGUAUAACAACUAUCUCUACUAUAUAUAUACUCAACCGGGAAAUCGCCCCCCACUUUUAAUGGUAUUAUCUAUGUUCACGUCCAGAUCCGUCUAUCUAUCUAUCAUCUAUCUCUCUCUCUAUAAUUUAUUUCUAUGUGUAUGUUGUGCCCGUGUGUGCGUUGAUCGCUUCGGAAUGCACGUCCCACACUCGAAACCAAAUAGAAAAUUUCUACUGGGUCAGGGGCAAUCUUUUCUUCGUGUCGUAUUCGUAUCGCAUGCAUUUCCUAUGUUGCUGAAUAUAUAAUUUUUUUUUUUUGCAUUAGUCCUAGUUGAUAUUUGACCUUUGAGAGAGCUGCCUUUGUAAUAUAUUUAAAAAAUUACCUAAUUGUAUAUGUAUUUUAGAUCCUAUGGCCUAGGCAUAGCAUAGUUUUUUUUCUCGAUCCCAAGAGCUUGAACCACAAAACGAAACCCAACAACAAAA